Oppiella nova is the source of this 885-nucleotide messenger RNA. The record is from the annotation of a GenBank genome assembly. NCBI's taxonomy places the organism in Eukaryota, Metazoa, Arthropoda, Arachnida, Sarcoptiformes, Oppiidae.
GCACUCUCUGUACGCACUGCGAGACUCGCACAACACUACACCAGUAGUACUCCAGUAGUACUCUACCACUCAUUGCAUUGCAUUCACAGGCAGUCAACACAACUCCACUGAAAAGUUGUCUGUCGUAGAGGUGUUGAGCGUAUAUCUACCGCAUCGACGCGUUAAUUAUUAGCCAUUGAUUAUAUGGAGGACAUGGAGAGGGACACGAAUCAGAUGUCUCAGAGCCCGUCGUUGUGCCGCUCGGGCUGUGGCUUCUAUGGGAACCCCUCGUCGGACGGGCUCUGCUCCAAGUGCUAUAAGGAUGCCGUCAAACGGAAACAGUCGGCCCCUCAGAGCUCCUCACAGACCGCAUCCCACUCGACCCCCGGCCGAAAUAGUCCCAUAUCUAUGCCCACCUCAUUGGACACCACUUCCGCCACUCAACUUCUGGCCACUUUCAACAGCAACCUCAACACAGCCUCACCUACUGUUCCCUCUGCGUUAAACUCCGCUCAAGAAAUGAUUACCAAACCAGAGGGCUCUGCAAACCAAGAGAACAGUACUCAAGCGAAUGCUGUGGUUCACGGGAACGGUGGCGCAGAUUUGACGACUGGAUCGCAACAAACACCUGAGACGGAAGCCAAUGGAAGCGAUCCGCCUCGGACUAGUAAGAAAAAGAAGAACCGAUGCACUAAAUGUAAAGUAAAUGUGGGCGUCAUUGGGUUUCCGUGUCGAUGUGGUGGCACUUUCUGCAGUACUCACCGGUACGCCAAUGAACACAACUGUUCGUUUGACUAUCGAGAACACGGCGCCGAAGAGAUCCGCAAAAACAAUCCACAAGUGAUCGGAGAGAAAGUGACGAAGAUUUGAGGGAUAUAUUUAUGAAUAGAUUAUUACAAACCGGUC